AUGUCCUUACAGAAUACUUCAAUCAAAGUAACACACUUUAUUAUAGGUGGAUUUGACACGGUUAAAAGACCUAUUGCUGUUGGUGUGGUUAUGCUGAUAACCUAUCUAUUUGCUGUUAUUGCCAAUGUGCUAAAUAUUCUCUUCAUUAUUUUUGACAAGAGAUUGCAUAAACCAAUGUAUCUUCUAAUUUGCAACCUUGCUGUUGUUGACUUAAUGUAUACCUCCAGUACUUGUCCAACAAUGAUUGGGGUUCUACUUGCUGGUGUUAAUACCAUACCUUAUGUGGACUGUUUCAUUCAGCUGUGUAUUUUCAACUGGGUGGAAGUGAUGGCGUUUUUUGCUUUAGCACUUAUGGCCUUUGAUAGAUUAAUUGCUAUAAUUUAUCCUUUUCAGUACCACAGUUACGUGACAAAUACACGUACUCUUGGUCUUACAUACAUCCUGUGGGUCGUGUCUUUGGGUGUUAGUGCAGUUAUGCCUGCAACUGCAGCUACACUUCCUUACUGUACCUCAAGGAUGAAGUACACUUUCUGUGACUAUCCUGCUGUAAUACGAACCACUUGUGUUGAUCCUAAUUACUAUUUUAAUAUAGUCUCAGUCAUGCUGUUUUUUCUCUUAUUUUUCACUUUUUCUUUCAUUGGCCUUUCCUAUAUUGUGAUUGCAUUUUUUAUGAAAUUUUCAUCAAAUAGAGAUAAGAAGAAAAUGGCAAGCACCUGCGUGAGUCAUUUGAUUGUAGUAACAUGUUAUUACUCUCCUUUAUUUGUUCUCAUUGUCUUCACCAGAGUGGGUGUGGUAUUAACACUUGAGGAACGUCAGGGUUUAUUGAUUGGGAACAUCCUUGGUCCGGCUGUUGUAAAUCCUUUUGUGUACUGUCUUAGAACAAAGGAAAUUAAAAAUAAGAUCUUUAAGAUAUUCACAAAAAAAGGGGUUCUAGUUGGAGGUUAA
Molecule: messenger RNA, 945 nt
Organism: Pelmatolapia mariae (spotted tilapia)
Lineage: Eukaryota; Metazoa; Chordata; Actinopteri; Cichliformes; Cichlidae
Product: olfactory receptor 2H2-like
Exons: 1
Coding region: 1-945 (314 amino acids)
Biological process (GO): G protein-coupled receptor signaling pathway
Cellular component (GO): membrane
Molecular function (GO): G protein-coupled receptor activity; olfactory receptor activity
Source: RefSeq, a predicted model, not a curated record